Molecule: messenger RNA, 1266 nt
Organism: Acaulospora colombiana
Lineage: Eukaryota; Fungi; Glomeromycota; Glomeromycetes; Diversisporales; Acaulosporaceae
Source: the annotation of a GenBank genome assembly
CUCGCUCUGCAACUCGAGCUAUCUCGGGAGGUUCCACUAACUAUUGAGCUCACCCCACCUUUGGAAGAAUGGGACGCCAUCAAGUUGGAACUUGCCGACCAUUAUCCUAGAAUAGACACUAUUUCAUUUCGUACGAAACAAGGAAUGGAUUCCAGAUACCAUACUCAAAAACAAGCGGACGAGUUUCGAGAAUUCUUGAACAACAUCGGGCCUCUUCCUAACUUGCGAUGCCUAGGAAUCCUUGGGGGCUCUGGAAGAGGGAUAUUCAAUAUCAAAGAGAUUCUAAAUCGCUUUCCGUCUUUAAUAGAGAUGCCAGAAGUCCCACUCACUGCCGAUGACCUUCAAUUAGCCAAAGAUAGGUUAAAUAUCCGUACGUUGACUACGUACGAGAACCCAAAUUCAAUCCUACCUAUGGUACAAACGAUUGUUAACCUCAAGGAGGUUGAUUUCCUCAGUACAUCUGGGUGGCCUCUCCCGGAUAUCGCCGAACAAGAGAAAUUCCCAGCGGAGUUAUCUAAUUUGACUAGCUCGCUUGGUUGGACUACGCUUGCAUAUCGAAGAUAUGAAGAAGCUAUAUUAACCUCUUUUUGGCCAAGUCUCUCGUCUCUCGUCUCACUGCACAUGUCAAUAUACAUCAAGGGCGUUUACGACCUGGCCAACACCGUGCAUCAUCUCCAUAAUCUACAAGAAAUUCGACUACAACUUCAAAUCUACUCCACUGAUCGCCUUUUAUCCAUGGAUCAUGCUUCUCCCAAUUUUAGUGUACGUUCGUUGGGUUUUAUGGUUUACAGAAAAUCACGUCGCGAGGUACAGCAGACUAAUGACGAAGUAAACGAUAACAUAUUCAACCAUAUGAAUAAUAUACUACUCUCAUUGCUCCAGGUGAUGCCAAAACUCAACAAUCUCGAUCUCUAUAUUGACAAUAUAUUCGGACAAACUCCCCUUCCUUCCAUUUCAUUCGACCGAAGUUUUGGAGGAAAAUUUAAUGGAGAGAAGUUAGACUUGUAUUUCUACGGAGGCAAACUGAUCCCACACGAGUCCUCGAUCCCGUCGUCGGUGCAUGAUCUGGUUUUAGUCCUCCACAGCGAUAACUCAUUCGACUCCUUUUCUUCAAAGUUCAUUAAGCAUCUUUAUGUUUCUUCGUACACCUAUUUCCCAGAGGUUCGGACUAGCGAUAGAUCGAACAUCCUUGACCUUGAGCUUUGGCCAUCCCUCGAGACUCUUCGUAUCUCUACUGGUGGAAUUCGAUGGAGUAGCUUCUCUUUG